This is a messenger RNA of Geodia barretti, 625 nucleotides long. NCBI's taxonomy places the organism in Eukaryota, Metazoa, Porifera, Demospongiae, Tetractinellida, Geodiidae. The record is from the annotation of a GenBank genome assembly.
AGGGUCGUGGUAAUUAGAGUACCAGAUGGGGGAAGCGGAGAGGGACUGAGGGUGGAGGUAGAGUGCGAGUCAAGGAGGGUAUUUGAUGGAGAGGAGGAGGUUGAGACACCAAUGCUGCUGCUGAGAAUCACCCGCAAGUUGUCUCUCUCUGGAGUGGCCCACGGACUACUGGGUCAGUUCUACCAUCGGAUUAUAGAGAUAGAGCCUCACUCAGACUCUGACCCUGACACCUACUACACCGUGACUGUCCCUGAGAGGGAGGGACAGCCAGCAGAGAGACAGUUCCUGGGGAGACUCUACCAUCUGGACUGGAACCACAAGCAGAGCCCAUGCCUCUAUGUUGGCGAUAGCCAGGGUGGACCUGUCAUUUCCGGCUUGUAUCGCGACUAUGCAGUGAACAAUACAUUCUCAGAGGAAGGCUACCGGUUCGGAGUGUUCAACAGUGACAACUGUGUGAUUUAGUAGCACCAUUACAUCGUGAAUGCUCUCUUUAUGGGGGUCCACCACUCACUGGUCUGAGAUUACCGCCUGCAACUGGCGUGAUGUGAAGAUUGAACAAUAUUUGUUCUGUGUCCAGAUUGCUUUCGUGUUAUUUUAAAUUGUGCAUGGUUGUGAAGAAGAUGAU